AUGGUGAUUAAUGGUCGCUUGGGGGACAGGUUCACCGCUUCGAAAAGACUCAGACAGGGGGACCCGAUGUCCCCAUACCUUUUUAUUCUUGUUAUGGAAAUCUUCAACCGCCGUAUUCAAGUGCAGGUUCGCAACAAGACCAUCCAAAUUCUCAAGAUCCGGAAUGUUUCUCAAGAGACAGGAGCGGUUAUGUAUGUCGACGAUGUUCUCAUGGUUUCUAAGGCUUCUAUAAGUUCCUUUUGUGCCAUUAAAGAUAUGCUUGAGCAAUUUGAGAAGUUCGCUGGUAUGAAAGUGAACAAGGAAAAAUCUGUUGUCUUCCUGGAAAAAAUUCUAGAUUGCACGGUACAGGAUCUCAGCAACAUCCUUCAAUGGCUGAUUGGUUCCCUUCCAGCAGAUUAUCUUGGUGUUCCCUUUUUCUGUGGUAGACUGACUGAGGACAUGUGUUGUCCACUGAUUUCUAAAAUGGAAAGAAAGCUGAAGAAACUAAUGAUCAUGCUAUCCUUCAUUGUGAGACGCCAAGAACCUGCUAAUAUGCUCUUUUUUGCGGUUACACAUGUUGAAGUUGCUGGGAAGUUGAGGGUUGCUGGAAACUCCUAUUCUAGUGAUGGAGUGAAUGUUAUGGCUAUAUUGUUGAGCCCUAGGGGCAGGGUACUCGCUGGUGAGCUGGAGGUGAUGGAAAAGCUGUUCAGAUAUCAUAAGGAGUAUGGCGGUCGUAUUUCUAUUUGCACUAGGAUCGAAGCCCUUACUCGGUGGGUACGGCAACAUUAUGACGGUAGCAGAAUAUGGUCGGAGUUCCACAUGUUUGUCAAAGAUUUCCACUACAAUGUCAAGAUUGAAAGGAAUCAUCUUACGGCGGAUUUUGGGUCCUUCAUCACCUCCCACGUCAAGGAGUUGAGGGAUGUUUUUUUGUGUGCAAGCUAA
Molecule: messenger RNA, 921 nt
Organism: Nymphaea colorata (pocket water lily)
Lineage: Eukaryota; Viridiplantae; Streptophyta; Magnoliopsida; Nymphaeales; Nymphaeaceae
Exons: 3
Coding region: 1-921 (306 amino acids)
Source: RefSeq, a predicted model, not a curated record